This is a messenger RNA of Uranotaenia lowii, 1746 nucleotides long. RefSeq names its product G patch domain-containing protein 4. The record is from RefSeq and is a predicted model, not a curated record. Gene Ontology annotation, molecular function: nucleic acid binding. Gene Ontology annotation, biological process: regulation of ribosome biogenesis. Gene Ontology annotation, cellular component: nucleolus. Lineage: Eukaryota; Metazoa; Arthropoda; Insecta; Diptera; Culicidae. Bases 161 to 1537 code for a protein of 458 amino acids. The transcript is spliced from 3 exons.
CAACUCUUUCCGAUCAAAACAAUAAAAAAUCGAGAUCCACGCGUUUUUAUUAUUCCUCGUUUUUCGAAUGGAAAAUUCUGCUCGUUAUUUGAAAAAAAGUAUGUGUUAAAUGUUAUUCAUUUUCCAUCAAAGCAUUUAGGGCGGUGCCUGCAUUGGUAAAAUGGAUUUCGCCAAAAACAUUCUUCACAAGUACGGUUGGAGGGAAGGUGAAGGCCUGGGCAAAAAUUCGGAUGGCAUUGCCAAACCAAUAAAGGCCAGCUUCAAGUUUAACAGUGCCGGGCUAGGGGCGGACCAGGCCAAGGAUCUCACCAACAACUGGUGGGAACGAGUUUACAACGAAGCCUCGGAAAACCUGGACGUGGGCCCCGGUGGCCGUAUUACCCAGAAGGAUGCCGAUGGAGUGGAAAUCUCGGACAAAAGCUAUUCGGUUAAAAAGUUGAAACAGAAAACCGCUGACGGUCAGGCUAACUAUGGAAGCUUCCUGAAAGCAUCACGAUUGAUAACGGCCACAGGCCAGGAGCAGGACCUGGAAGGGCACGUUACCACGGAUGAUAUACAGUUUAAGAAAGCGAAGGUGCUGACGGAUGAAGAACUAUUCGCAGCAUGUGGUGGCCGGACCGCCCACAAAGGUGCCCGUCAUGGUCUUAACCUGUCCGGCAAGCUGGCCCGGAUUGAAGAACAGAACGCAAAACUAAUGCAGCAGCUGGAAUCUACUUCUUUCGAGGCCGUUAUCAAAAGUAACGACUGGCAGCAGGUGCAGGGACGCAAGAAAUCGAAGAAGAAAAAACAUAACAAGGAAAAGUGGAACGAACGGCACGGAGAGGAAGAGGAAGACGAGCUAAAGGAUAUGGUCAGCAAUGCAAACUACGUAGUCAAGAAAAGCAAGAAAAAGGCCAAGGCCGACCGGAAGGUGGAAUGUAAGCUGGUGGAUGAGCUCGAUACUGCCAUGGGUAUGUUUGAUAACUUACCAGAAGAAGACGGUGUAGAACCGGAUCCUGGGCCGAGCAUUGAAGAGGAAUUGGAUUUGCUAAGUGAGAAGAUCCGCAGACUGGACCACAGUUCGAUUGUCAUAAAGAAAAAGAAAAAGGAUAAAAAAAUCAAAUCAAAGAAAAUUAAGGACUUGGCUCUAGACAAAGACGAAGGAAUGGACCCAGCGGCCAAAUAUCGCAAAGACUAUCGCGCGGAUCAGAAGCAGAACAAUAAACUCCUUCAAUUGGUAGUCCCGCACGAGGUGCCACCCGAGAAAAAAUAUAAACCGAAAAAAUUGCUCAAAUCCGACAGCGAAGCGUCCGAAAACGAGGACAAGGACGUGGUGGAGCGGAUAAACGAGUUCAGAGAAAAGAUGAAAUCGAAAAUCCCGAAGAUAAAAAUCAGUCAAGCAAUCGAGGAAGAAGACGAACAAUUGUUGGCGGAAAAGUUCAAGGAAAAGCAUAAGAAUCAAGCUAAACGAAUUGGCAAGCACCGAAAAAGAUCGAAGAAGAAGAAACAAGAACGGCACAUUGCCAAACUGGCCGACAAGUUGGGCGAUCGGUUGUGAUAGGUGAGAGGAGUGUCGAGCUGCGUUGCUUUGUACAUGAAUUCAAUGAAAAGCAAUUUUCUACAAGCCUUAGGUCGCAUCUCUAUCGUCGGAAGAACUAACGGUACGUAGAGUGAAUUUGUUUUUUUCGCAAUUUAUAUUCAUUUUAAAUAAUAGUUUUAAUUUUGGUAAAUUUUUACUGUACCAAAUACAUUAUGAGAAUUAUUCAA